AAAGUGCAGAACGGAGUUAAAGCAGGCGGGAGUUGGGGACAGAGGGAACAGCUGGGUUGGGGCGAGAUUGGCCAACCAGCCAUGCCCUGGGGGCUCCCUCUCUGAUACGCGGCGCGGCUUCUCUGCACUGGCAGCCUUCCCAGGCUCAAUCCAUGUGCCCAGCGCUUACCGCUGGAUAGAGGCAGAGCCCCGUCGGGGUCCAGCUCUCCCUUCCCUCCUCCCAGCUCCAAACUUGGUACCAACUUCAGCCAAGUUUGGCAACUCCUCCUCCCCCGACCCGUGCGUCCGGGGUGAGGAGGAGGACGGCGGGGCUAAGAAGGGGAGCAGCGGACUCCGCUUCUGCUGCCCCGGGGAUGCGGUCCCUCGGGCGCAGAGUUCCGCAUCUUCCCCAGCUGCUGCUGCUGCUGCUGCUCACCCCUGGGUUGCAGGCGCUGGCCGGGGGGUCCUCGGGGCUGUCGGAGCUGAAGGUCCGAGUGCGGCUGCCAGAUGGCCAGGUGACGGAGGAGAGCCUGCAGGCUGACAGUGAUGCAGACUGCAUCAGCCUGGAGCUACAUAAACCCGACGGGACCCUCAUCUCCUUCACUGCAGACUUCAAGAGGGAUGUAAAGAUCUUCCGAGCCCUCAUCUUGGGUGAGCUGGAGAAGGGCCAGAGUCAGUUCCAGGCCCUCUGCUUCAUCACAAGGCUACAUCACAACGAGAUUAUCCCCAGUGAGGCUAUGGCGAAACUGCGGCAGAAAAACCCUCGAGCAGUACGUCAGGCUGAAGAGGUACGGGGUCUGGAACAACUCCACAUGGACGUGGCAGUCAAUUUCAGCAAGGCAGCGUGGCUGAGCCCCCAUAUCCAUAACGUGUGUGCUGAAGCCCUAGAGGCCAUCUACACCCGAGAAGAGGACGUCAAAUUCUGGCUGGAGAGAGGUGUGGAUGGCUCCAUGUUUGAAGCGCUGCCUUCACAGCCUGAUGACCUAUCCAGCCUACGGCGUUGCCGGCUGGUCGGCGACCGAUGGAAACCUUGCCUGUGUCACUACGGGCUCAGCUUAGCCUGGUACCCCUGCCUGCUCAAGUAUUGCCACAGUCGGGAACCUAGCGGUCGCCUCUCCUCCUAUAAGUGUGGCAUCCGCAGCUGCCAAAAGAGCUAUAAUUUUGACUAUUAUGUGCCCCAGAAACAACUGUGCCUUUGGGAUGAGGACACCUAGCCAGGGCCGGGGGCACUGAGCUGGGCAGGGGUGAGAUGAGGUGCUCCCCUCUCAGGAGGAGAGAAAGGGGCUGCAAAGCCUCUCCUUUCCUCACUCAUCCCAUCUGGAGUCUCAGGCCCCUUGCUCUAUGACUGUGAAAAGGGAUGAGGUUAACACAAGGGUUAACUUAAGACCACCCCUUAUCCUCCCUAAUCCCUACUCCCUGCUCCUUUAUUGAGGGUAGGAGAAGUGCCCAAUCUAGCCCCCUCCCCUUAAGGUAUAUCAUUUUCAAGCAACAAAAAUGUGACCAUUUCUUUUAUUUAACUCUUUUACAGCUCAGACCUUAAGAAAACCCUGCUGGGGUGGGGAGAGAAGAAAGGGAAGUAUAAUAAAUCCCCUGUCUGCCCUGCCCCUCUCCUCUUCCAUUCAUACUUCUCUUCCCUUACUUAGAAGGAACCCAUACAAAUCCCUUCCUCAAGUGGCUUCUGUUUGCCGUUCCCCCCCUCCCCACUCCAGCAAGAGAACUUCUGGGGACACUCCCCCUCCAAAAGGCAUGGGGGUAGGGGUGGCAGGUGACACCAAUGAAUUACCCAGAGGUACUGAAGGAAAGAGGGGUGAGGGCCAGAGAGUAUCACAAGCCAUAGCCUCCACCCCUUAGAAAGCCAGGAAUAUGGGUGCAGGGGGUAAGGCAGGGUGGAGAGAUCUCCCUGGUCCUCCCCCUACCCAACCACAGUGCCUUUAUCCUCCGAGUCAGGACCUAGCCAACCAGUGUGAUUGCCAGCAAUAUUUUUUUUCCAUUUCAUACAAUUAUUUUUGUAAGCACAGGGGGAGGGGAAGGGGGAGGGUCAAAUUUCAGAUUUUUAAUGCAAAGUAUUUAUCGUUUGUACCAGAAAUAAAAGAAGUUUUUACUUUA
Molecule: messenger RNA, 2085 nt
Organism: Vombatus ursinus (common wombat)
Lineage: Eukaryota; Metazoa; Chordata; Mammalia; Diprotodontia; Vombatidae
Gene: OAF
Product: out at first homolog
Exons: 4
Coding region: 354-1193 (279 amino acids)
Source: RefSeq, a predicted model, not a curated record